This is a messenger RNA of Adelges cooleyi (spruce gall adelgid), 1745 nucleotides long. RefSeq names its product zinc transporter 1 (gene ZnT77C). The transcript is spliced from 9 exons. The record is from RefSeq and is a predicted model, not a curated record. Gene Ontology annotation, molecular function: zinc ion transmembrane transporter activity. Gene Ontology annotation, cellular component: membrane. Gene Ontology annotation, biological process: detoxification of zinc ion; zinc ion transmembrane transport; intracellular zinc ion homeostasis. Bases 254 to 1540 code for a protein of 428 amino acids. NCBI's taxonomy places the organism in Eukaryota, Metazoa, Arthropoda, Insecta, Hemiptera, Adelgidae.
CGGCGGUUUUAAGUACCUGUUAAGUGUGUUUACUAUAUUCGUGUGACAUGGGCCAUGUCAUGGGUCAUUUCGUUCAGCAAUCAGUGUUCAAUUAACACGCUAUGUGUACUGACAUAUAAUUGGCUUUAACAUGUUACGUCGACGGUAAAAUGUACGGCUGAUUGGAUGGUCAUAAUUGAAUCAAAUUCAUAUUUAUCAUUGAACAAAAUACAGAAAUUGUGGUUGUAUUCGUUAUUGUACGAGAGUUGUCAUCAUGUCGGCUAAACAAAUUUUACGUUCAUUUAAUCCCAUUCAAGUAUACUUAGUCAUCUUUCUCACUCUAAGUUAUUUUUUGAUUCAAUUAAUAUUCAGUCAUAUCACUCACGCUUUAACAUUACUCGUCGAUUCGUAUCAUGUGCUCUGCAAGUUAAUUUAUUUAUUUGGAUCCAUCAUAUGUGUCAAGCAUAACGACGACGACGAAAUAUGUUUGAACGAAGAGUGCCAAGAGAAAGCGGUUAGCGGGGAAGAAGUUCAAAUGCUGGAGUUGGAAUUUAAUAAAGCAUCUUCUACGUGUACACAUCCCCAUCUCGAGAGGAAACUGAAAAAUACCUUUGGCUGGGCCAGGAUCGAGGUUGUCGUUAUGCUUUGCGGGUGCGUUUUUCUAGCCUCGCUAAGUUUCUCAUUAGUCGUAGAAGCCGUCCAGACACUUAUACACAUCGACCACCAAGAUCCAAUCCAUCAACCCUUUUCGGUGUUUAUCAUCGGCAUGGCCGGCUUUGUGAUACACGGGUUGUGUUAUUUACUAUUGGGAGGAAACCAAACAAACAUAACACCACAAAACGGCAUUGGGGUGGUCGACAAAGGCGAGGCUGUGCCUUUGAGUUCUAGUCAACUAAUGAAACAGAAAAUUCAAACAAGGAAUUGUAGCUUUCGAGAAAUUUCUCGAGACAUAGUUGGUUGUACGAUGGUGAUGAUUUGUUCGGUAAUCGUCAAUUUCACAGACCCUCAAAUAGGCAAGUACGUUGAUCCAGGUCUAUCGAUCGUGUCGGCGGUAUUGUUGCUCUACCUCAAGUUCCCAAGCAUGAAAGAAUCGUGUUUAAUUCUUCUACAAACAAUACCAGAUCACAUGAAUAUUGACAUGAUUUGUAAAGAACUAAUGCUGUCAUUCCCAGACAUUGUAAACGUACACGAACUUCAUAUAUGGCAACUUACAGAACAUAAAAUUAUAUCUACAGCACAUAUAAUAUUUUUAAACCCUAAAGACUAUUUGAGAAUUAACAAGGCAGUAAUUAACUUCUUCCGCGAUAAUGGCAUUGGAGAAGUAACGAUACAGCCAGAAUUUUUCAAAGACGAUCAAAACAUACAAAUGAUACCCGAAUAUGGUAUGGGUCAAUGUUUGGUGCAGUGUAAUCAAGUUGAAUGCUUAGAACGAAAUUGCUGUGAACCAAAUGAAUUAAAUGAAUUCCCAACAAAUGUUACAACCUCUAAUCUACGAGAUGUUUGUUGUAAACAUUCGGGAACUAAUAUCUCCCAGAUGUCUGAUACAAAUGUAAUGGUUUAAUGUAAAACAAAUGUAUAACUAAUUAAUGUUGACUAUGUGUUCCUAAAUACUCAUAACUGUAUCAAAGUAAAUGUGAUUUUUUACUUAUUUAUUGUUAUUUUAAUUUAAGCUUAAAUUUUUGUUUUUAGUUAUAAUUUUAUUCAAAUAAUACAAAAUUGUGUGACAAAUGUUUAACCCAUAAAUACAAGUAUAAACCAAUUAUGAA